AAUUCGAUCGUCUUUUGUUUGGAAUCACACGAAGCGGCCGGAAAGAUUUCUGGCAAAUCAUACCUAACGAACUCUUCCUCACUCUCACUGGAACCUCUCUUUGAGCACAACUUAGGAUCUGGUCUCUGUUUUCGCUGGGGAAAUCUGAUCUUACUCUGCUUUCUCUUUGUUCCACGACAUUCCCCGCCAUCUUGCAAUUGGAUGGCUGUCGUUCGAAACCCUGUUCCUUUCGAUCGAGACGUUGUUGACCGCUCCCCAUACUCAAGACGUCUACAACAAUUAUUUACGGUAUUCCCAUCACCAAUAACCAGUCUUUCAAAGGUACAGUUGGUCAAAUUUACUUGAAAAUCGCCUCCUUUCCGUCCGGCUAAUUGGUGAACCGCCAUUUUUCAGACGCGCGGGAAAGUUGAAGUUGGACAUAAGAAUGACGUCAUGCGUGUUUUGAUAGAUGGUGGAUUUUGAUUGGUUUGGCGCAGAAAUAUUGAGCCCGCAUACUGAAAUCGAAAGAGAAGCGAAUGAAAACAAAACACAAACCGUCCCGUGAUGGCCAUGGAGAGUGAUGGCGGAUUGUGGAUGGCGGGAAGAAUUAAGUUGAAACGUAUAUAAACUUAAGCCUGAGUAUUCACGCUUUUGACGAAAGUCGCCAUUUGUCAAAGGCGAAACGUACUUCAGUGGAUGGAAGAUAAACGUAACCCAGCUUCCAAUAAGGGAUACCUCCAGCAUGAAGUUCCCCAUCCACUCCCUGAGGACUGUCCUUGAUAAAUAUUCCUCGGGGAUACCUAUGGAAAUUUCAGAACCAGGCAUGAGUAUGACCAUCAUGGUGCUGAUGUCUCAGAUGUUUAAUAAACUGGACGCUCAGCAAUGUUUAAUUCGAGGCGAAAUUUCUAUCCGCGGCAUGAUGUUAAAAGGACAUAUCUUCAUCGAGGAGAAGAAUGGAAUCUGGCUUACUUGUUUAGACAAGUGUGACGAUGACGUCAGAUGUCAAAGCUUUAACUUUGUCAUCAGCCAAGGCAUAUGUGAGUUGAACAACCGCACCAAAGAAGCCAGACCUGAAGAUUUUGUUCCGGAAAGAGAUCGGUUCUAUAUUAAACGAUCCAGGGAAAGAGUUCCUCUUGGAUCCCUUGCCGAGUUGCCAGCUGAGUCGUGCGCCGAGAUCAGGGCGAGUGAAGGAGAAGAUGCAGUCAGCGGCAAUUGCUGGCGAGGUAGUUCUGGCUCGUUGUGAUAGGUCUAAACUAGGUAAUUGGACGUUCGGGGUAUUACAUUGAUUUAUUGCUUCCGCCUCUUCCCGUAAGUCUUUCCUCACUGCUAUAAAAUGCCUCAAAUUCCAGGCUGUUGUUAUGAUUACACGCUCUGGAUUUACAAAAUCAGAAACAUAUUUUUGUUGUUGCCGUUGCUUAUUUCGCAGUUAUUUUUGCUGUGGGUUCUGUCGAAUAUGACCGUUAUUAACUUUCUACCUUAUCCUAUUAAAAACAAACAUCGAUGACUGUGCAAGUCAUCCCUGUAAGAACAACGGGACCUGUAUAGACCGAGUGAACGGAUUCGACUGCAGCUGUGCACCAGGAUUUAAUGGGACACAAUGUGAAACAGGUAACCGUAAUUGAUAACAUCACUAGCAAUGUUCACAAACGAUUGAGUCACAAACAAUUGAGUGUCACUAGAAAUGGGCAGACGAAGAGCAAUUCGUCUUUGACUAUUAUGGCCUAGGAAAAAACCAGGAGAGAAGUCUUUUUUCUAGUUGCGGGGAAACUUUUAUCUGUUUUAUUUUUCCAGCAGAAAUGUUUGAAUUCCUUCUUUCCAGCAUAUUUCCUUGUAGCAAUUAGACAGUGAGCAGAACACAUAACCCGAAGUUACACGUGUUAAACACACUUGAGGGUAAAGUCCCUGGGUUAUAACAGCACCUCUAGUAUGGGGGAGGAGGGGGAGGGGGUGACAGCAGCUAGAGAGGGUAUUACCCGGAUUGGUCUGGCUCCAGGACCUAACUUACACCUGCCGGGAAGGGGAAAUGAAACGAGGAAGUAUUUGCACGUUAAGACAAAAUUUAUUAUUACAACAACUUUAUUACAACCUUUAUUUACCUUGACGAAUGAACGGCUUUAAUGGAACACAAUGUGAAAUAGGCAAUCGCUGCAGAUAACAUCAGGUAAUAUCACGUACAAGUAAUAGGGCAGAAAUUGUCGACAGAUGGUAGAAUUGUGGGGUUAAUUUAAUUGACAAUUUUCUGUUAGCCAACCACACGAUUUCUCUAAUGGCGGAGCUCCGGCGGCCCAAUGGGCCGCCAAGCGGAGACCAUACUUAAAUAGGAAGGAAAAGGAUAUCCAUGACUUUAUUUUCUCAUGGUUAUCAUAGCUAGCGGUAUUGCGCGUGGGCGCCUACGCCCGACGACGACGAGGAUGGCGACGACGGCGGAGUCACGCAAGAUGGCGGCCAUACUCCAGCUAAUGGGUUUAGAGAGACAGGCAGCCUUGGUCCGUAUAGCGUACUUCUUUGGUAUUGGACAUCCAUUUCACGGUCAAUUAACAGCAGUCACAACAAGGUAUCCGCUGACCCGUAUCAGGUAAACAUAUCGCGGGCUCAAGUUUAAAGCUUAAGGAGAACACGUGUUUUUUGAAGUUGACCGCUGACCAAGUGCUUGUUUUUCGAUAAGAUCUAGGGUUCAUGUCAGGUCAACUUCUUGUAAUCAGGGCCGGGUUGUUCGGAAGCUAGUUAACGCUAACCCAGGAUUCAAAGUUUCUUUAAUGGCUUUAAUGGAACACAAUGGGAAACCGGUAAUCGCUGCAGAUAACAUCAGGUAACCUUACGUGCCAGUAAUAGGGCUGAAAUUUCGACAAUCGAUCAACAGAUGACGGCAUUGUGGAGUUAAUUCCACUGACAAUUUCCUGUUAGCCAGCCUCACGAUUACCGGCUAAUAGUGGAGCUCCGGAAGCGAAGACCAUGCUUAUAAAGGAAAGAAAAGGAAACCCAUGAUGAAUUGAUUUUCACAUGGUUAUCAUGGCUAGCGGUAUUGUUCGCGGGCGCAUUCGCACGACAAC
This is a messenger RNA of Orbicella faveolata, 3029 nucleotides long. RefSeq lists its product as uncharacterized. Lineage: Eukaryota; Metazoa; Cnidaria; Anthozoa; Scleractinia; Merulinidae. The record is from RefSeq and is a predicted model, not a curated record.